AUUGUAAUGAAUAUGUUGGGUAAUGUACAGCUAAAUCUGACUUGAUCCUAUUAUACACACAGUGUAAAGAGGCUGGUUUGAUGUGCAUGGCACUGGGAGAGAAGGCACCAUGAGUGGGGAGUUGGAUGCGCUGACUGUGGUGAACCAGCUACGAGACCUCGCAGCUGACCCCCUCAACAGACGGGCCAUAGUACAGGACAACGGCUGCUUACCAGGUCUCAUCCUCUUUCUGGACCACCCCAACCCUCAGGUCGUCUACUCAGCAUUAUUGGUAAGGCUCAUCCACCACCAUUUGGCCAUCCUGUUAUGCAGAAAUGUGAACUGAGCCUUUGAUCAAAAGGAAUUGGAACAGGGAAGAAAGAUUUAGGCUAAUCUUGAGUGUACCAUGCAGUGUGCGGUAAGUCAUUUUAUAAGCAGUGUGCACAUAUUCUCGUACUGCUCUUGAUAACAAGUCUCAGUCUGAGGAGUUUAUUUACACAGGUUAUGUAGCUGUCCUCUCAAGAGGGGCUCUAGAAGUGAGCUGGUUUGUGUGUUCUUGUCAUGUGCCCCCCCCUGCUUUACAGUGCUGUCAGGACAGGUUAGAGUGAUGGUGCGAAGGUCAGUGUUCUCGGGCACAUCUCCAAGAAUGCACACACGCAUCUGAGUGGUUUAUAUAAUAGUUGUUAUUUAGUGGUGACCUGGACACUGUACUUAUUGCGUGUUUGCAUUGGUUAUGCAAAACACACACACACAAAAUACUAAGUGGCUGGUUGGCUGCUUAGCCGUUUGUGGUGCGUGUUUGUGUGUAUGCGUCUUUGCCUGUCUGAGUUUCAACAACCCCCCCCCCCCCCCCGGCUAGUAGCAAUGCCCCCCCUGGAGCAGCAGCCGCUAACCUUGCCACCACUACUGAAAAAAAUCCUAGGGGACACACUGCACACUUUCACACAGACACAAAACCAAAGAUGGUGAUAGCGCUAGGUCCGUUUAUGCGGUAAUGGUUUCCCUUGUCCUUCCAGGCGGUGCGCUACCUGGCAGAAUGUCGGACCAACAGAGAGAAGAUGAAGGGAGAGCUGGGCAUGAUGCUGAGUCUGCAGAAUGUCAUUCAGAAGUAAGUUCCGUCAUCGCUACUGCAUCGGAAUGAGCAGACAGACACGCACGCGGAAGCGUACUGUGCACUUUUCACUUAAAACCUGAUCCUAGUAUUUCUCUUGUUUUCAGCAGGCAAUAUGUGCAUGUUUGCAAAUGUUCUGGACAGGAAGGUUGUCUAAGGUUGACAUGUAAGGAUGAAUUUGAUUAAUCCUGAAUGAAAGUGGGCCUGUAAACAAUUAAUUUGCUGUUUCCGCACGUUGAGGGAUUUAAUGCAACCUGCCACUUGUUUUUUUAAAUAUCACAAUUAAUCUAGUCACUGUCUUCACUGGUUUUUGUUAAAUGCUGAACAUUGUUAGGGUUGCCAGGUAUUUCUCUUGAGGACUGUUAUGUCGGGCUGAGCAGCUAAGUCUACACUUUCAUCACUGCGUCUGUCUCUUCAAAUAAAUACAUGUUCAUGUCCAUUGAAUGCCAUUUAGUCAGGCUUAAAACAUUUACCAUUUAAUUUACCCUUACUAUAUACCCUUUAUUAUUCAGGAAGCCCUCUGUUUUUAUUUAUUGACCCUUAUUUUAUCAGUUAAGUUGACGGAGAACAUAUUCUCUUUUAUAGCAACGACCUGGGGAUGAGUUAUAGGGGGGAGGAGAGGAGAUGAAUGAGCCACCUUGGGGUACCUUGCUAAAUCAAAAUGGCCGACACAUUGUGGUCACCGAGAGGGGGCUCUCUAGUCUUCAGAGGUGUUUGAUGCUCCAGAUAGGGUUGUUGGGUGCUCCCUCUCCUAGUGAGAGUAUCUGGAGGGUGUUUGGCGUUAUGACUGCUGCUUAUCACUGGCACUAAGAUAGAAAUGUGCCAGCGGUUGGCAGGCCCAUACCAGGCUGUAUGAUCUUCUCCUAGGGCCCAACUCUCUGUGCGACUGGACCUGGAGCUAACCAGCCAGCCACUUCAGCUAGUGACAGGCCCUGUCAAGAAGGGCCCUGUGGUCACACCGGCUCCCAUUCCACACACCCUGACUUUGGGUAGAGGUCGUUCAUGGCUGGAGAGAGUGUGAACACAAGACUUAAGGGGGGACAGGCUAGCGAAGUUUCACUAUGUUGGUGUUAACGUCAGUCCAGUCCCAAGGCUCUGCUGUUACACACUGUGUGGGGAUUCAUUUGAUUUUAAAGCUGUUUCGAGUCCUCUAAUGAAAAUUGGUACUGAUACAUGUAGCUUGUUGGAGUGUUGUCCAGUCCAUUCACACAGGAGGACAAUGCAUUCGGAAAGUAUUCAGACCCCUUUACUUUGUCCACAUUUUGUUACGUUACAGCCUUAUUCUAAAAUUGAUUAAAUUGUUUCCCCCCCCCCCCAUCAAUCUACACACAAUAACCCAUAAUAACAAAGCAAAAACAGGUUUUUAGAAAUGUUUGCUAAUAAAAUACAUAAGUAUUCAGACCCUUUACUCAGUACUUUGUUGAAGCACCUUUUGGCAGCGUUUACAGCCUCAAGUCUUCUUGGGUAUGACGCUACAAGCUUGGCACACAGUUGUAUUUGGGGAGUUUCUCCCAUUCUUCUCUGCAGAUCCUCUCAAGCUCUGUCAGGUUGGAUGGGGAGCAUCGCUGCGCAGGUAUUUUCAGGUCUCUCCAGAGAUGUUCGAUCGGGUUCAAGUCCGGGCUCUGGCUGGGCCACUUAAGGACAUUCAGAGACUUGUCCCGAAGCCACUCCUGCGUUGUCUUGGCUGUGUGCUUAGGGUCGUUGUCUUGUUGGAAGGUGAACCUUCGCCCCUGUCUGAGGUCCUGAGCGCUCUGGAGCAGGUUUUCAUCAAGGAUCUCUGUACUUUGCUCCGUUCAUCUUUCCCUCGAUCCUGACUAGUCUCCCAGUCCCUGCAACUGAAAAACAUCCCCCCCAGCAUGAUGCUGCCACCACAAUGCUUCACCGUAGGGAUGGUGCCAGGUUUCCUCCAGACGUGAUGCUUGAUUGGUUCCAAACUUCUUCCAUUUAAGAAUGAUGGAGGCCACUGUGUUCUUGGGGACCUUCAAUGCUGCAGACAUUUUUUGGCACCGUUCCCCAGAUCUGUACUUCGACACAAUCCUGUCUCUGAGCUCAACGGACAAUUCCUUCCACCUCAUGGCUUGGUUUUUGCUCUGACAUGCACUGUCAACUCUGGGACCUUAUGUAGACAGGUGUGUGCCUUUCCAAAUCAUGUCCAAUCAAUUGAAUUUACAACAGGUGGACUCCAAGUUGUAGAAACAUAUCAAGGGAAACAGGAUGCACCUGAGCUCAAUUUAGAGUCUCAUCGCAAAGGGUCUGAAUACUUAAUAAUUAUGUACGUAAAAAAAAAAAAGAAUAGUUUGCAAACAUUUCUAAAAACCUGUUUUUGCUUUGUCAUUAUGGGGUAUUGUGUGUAGAUUGAUGAGCAUUUUUUAUUUAAUCCAUUUUAGAAGAGAGAUAUUAUGUUUAAGUCAAAUAUUAUAUCUGUUUGGGCUUCUUGCGGUUAAUUUGCAGUCUACAAAUUAUUUGUAAUAUGUUCCAGCCUCCGAGCAUUCGCUCAAGAAGAAAUCAUCCCUUGGCUGAAUCUAGCUGAUGAUUCCUGCUCUAGAGCCUAGCCAUGCUCUUUGCAAAGGAGGCAUUGCACUUAGCCAAGCUAACAUGCUAACAUAUUUACUGAUCAAUCUCUCUGUUUCAAUGUUGAUCUGUCUGAUGUUCUCUGUUGAAUAAGAAGACUUCUAAUGCUUUCAUUAACAGUAUAGCCUAAUUAUUAGACGAACAGAGACCUUUGUGAAUGUAUGGCCAUUUUAUGAUUGUAGUGUGGUAAUUCCUCCUUCAACAGGGCUGUCUAUUUAUACAGUGGAAAGGUUAGGUGGUGACAGGCCUGUCACAGUGGCUCUCUGUAGGCUUAGGUGACCCCCCCCCCCAUGCAGCUGAACAGCUCUCUUACCGUGCAGUUUGUCUGGCAGAGCGACGACCUUUAGAAAUAUCAACCACUCAGUCCAGUCGGCUCUGAGAGAGACAUAGACAGGGACAGAGGACAGGACACCUAACUGUAAUGGAGACCGCCGUUGUCGUGUUGCACAUAGAGACAGAGUAGACAUGGAUACUUUUUACACUGUUUGUGUCCACUUCCUUUUUGACUUGGAUUCAUUGGUACCAUCUUGCCCUUGUCUGGAUUUGAGGAGAGGACUUGACAUGAAGAAGAAGUCAAGGUUUAAAAAAAUUAUAAAAAACAUCGCUAACAACAGCAAGUAUGCCUUUGUUUGCUGAGAGAACUGUCCACAAAAUGAUUUGAAAAGGAAAUGUUUGAUACUAAACCUCUUGCUCUUUCUCCCCGCCCUCUAUUCUCCUUCACCCCCCCCCCCCCCCUCUCCCUCCCUCAGGAGCACCUCCCCUGGAGAGACCAAGCUGCUGGCGUCUGAGAUAUAUGAGAUUCUGCAGGCAGCUGGUAAUGAUGAGGCAGAGCAGGCUGAGGCUGAGGCCGCCUCCUGCAGACGCAAGGCCCACUUCUUCCUGGGCUCCACCAACAAGAGGGCCAAGACUGUGGUGCUGCACAUCGACGGCCUGGACGACUCAGUGAGUGGAUGGUGUUGUCUCCACCUUGUACAAACACAAUCACAACUGACGAGAGCAGUUUGCCAAACCAAAAAUUCAGGCUUGAUUCCCAACUGGUUUCUUGCUCCAUGACUUCUGACCUUAAUGUGUCUCACUGGGAGCAAAACGGGUGAGGAAUCAAAUCUCAGACUUCUUUAUUGUGAUAGGCUAACACAGUCGAUUUGUCACCACCACUAGAACCCCUGAGACAGGCAUAUUGUCGCUCUGUUGUCAUGGUGACCACAGUGUUAACGCAGGUUGUCAGGUGGUGUAGGUCAGUGUUGUAAAUGUCAGCCAUUGAACAGCAGGGUGUUGAGAUCAGACCUGAGCACUACACCACAGGAGAGCUGCACCUGCGCCAGAUCACAUUACACCAGACAGACAGAACGACAGACUCAGUGACACACAACUCAUAUCUCGACACACACAGGACAAUGAGAGAUGAGCUCUUUUGAAAUGUCAUGUUGAUUGUUAUGUUGCUGCUGUAAAUGAACAUGAAACCUCUUCAUCUGAAUAGAAGGUCAAUAUUGAGCUAAAUUAGCUUUACUCCUCUCAUUGGUUUGUUUCUCCCUCCAUCUCUCAGACUCGUAGAAGUCUCUGUGAGGAGGCCCUGUUGAAGAUCCGAGGGGUGAUCAGCUUCACCUUCCAGAUGGCUGUGAAGAGAUGUGUGGUCAGGAUCCGCUCUGACAUCAAGGCUGAGGUGAGUCUGAACACACAGGCGCCCCAUCCAUUAAACACUGCACUCUGGGCAGAGAAGAAGAGUUUAAAACAUCAGUUAUUUUGGUUACAAAUCUGUUAUACCAAGACCACCCAUCUUUGUGUUCCUCAGGCACUGGGCACGGCGAUCAACUCCACCAAGGUGAUGAAGGCUUCACAGGUGCUGAAGGGAGAGGAUGGAGGAGAGGUGAGUAGAGGGAGGGAGGGAGGGAGGGAGGGGGAGGGAUAGUACUCAAAUCAAACUAAACUUUAUUUAAAGUGCAUUUGAAAUCGCAACACUUCAUAGUAAAAUGAAGGAGAUGAAAAAAUGUAACCUGAAGGCAAUAAGAGAUGAAUAAAAAAACAUGUGUAAAAUAAUAGUGAAACCAUUGUUUAAAGGCCAAGCUAAAUAACUGUCAAAGAAUUGAUUAAAACCAGGCUGAAAAAGGUAAAUUUAAAUCGUGACCGGCCCUCUUACCUGACAGGGCAAGUCUUUGUGGUGGGUUAUAUUAGGGUGCUGUGGUUCAUUCUCUAACUCAAAAGGUCCACACCCAGUGGGAGUAGGUAUUGUAGAGCUCUUUGCCAACCCAUAUUGUUGGAGAUGCUUCUGUGUCUCUGUCUGCUGGGGAUGGUAGUUAUUUGGAGUGACACCGUUAGCUGGUCAUAUCUCUCUGCCCUGAGGGCGUUACUAACCGCCUAGUCACAUGACCAAUCCCAGCAUGCCCUGGGAGCAGUGUGUCACGACACCAUGUAUCUAUGGGAAACCCAACCCCCAUCAAACCCUUGCCCCCAUCAAAUGUUAUUUGUCACAUGCUUGGUAACAACAGGUGUAGACUAACAGUGAAACGCUUACUUACGGGCCCUUCCCAACAAUGCAGAAUACAAUAAAAUAAUACAUAAUGAUGAUAAUAGGAUUUUAAAAAAUAGUAACACAAGGAAUACAUCUGAGGAGACAGUGACCCAACAGAAGUUGUUAAAGUAGACUAGACCACUGCUCCCCUCCCCCUGGUCACUAUGAUGGUAGACUGGGGCAGCUGCUGUUCCACUGCUGUCCAGCAGGGAGCAGAGCUGGUUCACUUAUGUUUCAGACAUGGCACUGGAGAGGUCGAGAAGCUUGAGGUUGCCUGAUCUUGGUUUUGUUGUCUGCACUAUUUAAUACAUUUUUAUCAAAGCAGUUUGCCACUAGGCAGGGAUUCUGAACUAUUCCUUGUUGUCUUUCUCCCCCCCCCCCCCCCCCAGCUGAUGCUCCCAUUCCAGGAGGGUGCAGAGGCGGUGGUGGUGGAGCACAACGUGGACAUCCCAGACUACCUCCCCGAGGAGGAAAGCCCGUCUCAGGAGCAGGACAAGGCCGUGACGCGCGUUGGCUCCAUCACAGAUGGCGCGGGCUGGCUCGGCACCGCCGCCAACUUCCUGUCCCGCUCCUUCUACUGGUGACCACUUCCUGUGUCAGUCCCCAUCGUCACAACCCCAAACCCACUAACCACCACCCGACGGUCACCUUAGCCCUGCCUACUUCCUCCAGACUUUCUACACUGCUCUCUAGUCCCUCUCAGCAGCCACACAGAGUACCACUCUGCUCAGUGUACAAGGAGCGCUGGACUGCCAAGUGCAACCUGCAAUAAUCUUUCAUUGUUUAUAAGACAAAAUUAGCUAAGAACAUGCUAGCUACUGU
Molecule: messenger RNA, 6989 nt
Organism: Coregonus sp. 'balchen'
Lineage: Eukaryota; Metazoa; Chordata; Actinopteri; Salmoniformes; Salmonidae
Source: the annotation of a GenBank genome assembly